UGACCUUUAUUUAUUUUGUUUGGCACUCAUUCAUUUCGUUCAAUAAAAAAUUAAUUCGCGUUGAUGAGUGAAAGCGUGUUACUGUUGCAUUGUUUGUAAUCAAGGUAAUUUAUGCAUUGAAGAAAUGGAUCUAGCUAAAUCGUUGUUUAGUUCACGCGACCAUGUCGGAUAUGUAGGACGUGAAGAUCACGAACGUAAAAUAAGUGCAGCAUUAGCAGACGAUGACCCAGAAGAUGUAAUCGAUGCCAUUCGUGGCUUGAAUAUCGCAGAUGAGUUGCUUCCUACCCCUGGGGGGCCUUUUUCAGCGCUCACACCGAGUAUGGUACCCCAGGACAUCAUGGCGAAGUUAGUGCAACCAGAGUCGGAGGGCCACGGUGGAGGACUUCCAGACUACAGAUUUGACGAAUUUGGCUUUUGUGUUGAAGAUGAAGACGUGCCUGAAUCUGAACAAUGCACCAACAAACUACUUUCAAACGUUCUGGUUGAAGAUGACCAACACCGCUUGCAAUGGGAAUUCUACAGCAAAGAAAUCAACUUCUCUGAAAGAGAAGGCAAAUUGAAUAAAAACGAUAAGCUACAGAAAAUGGUGAAAGAUGGUGUACCCCAUUCUCUCCGUCCUCAAGUCUGGAUGCACCUUUGUGGGGCCAAUAAGAAGCGUGCUUCCACAGAAAUAACAUAUCAUGAAAUAGUGAGAGCAUCCAGUGAUGAUGGAUUAGUGACAAGUAAACAAAUUGAGAAAGACUUAGUGCAAAUAUUGCCUAAUAAUGUUUGUUUUUCACACCCAACGAGUACUGGUGUUCCAAGAUUACGCAGAAUCUUGAGAGCUUUGGCAUGGCUUUACCCUGAUAUAGGUUAUUGUCAAGGCACAGGUAUGAUUGCUGCCUCACUCUUGCUACUGAUGGAGGAAGAGGAAGCAUUCUGGAUCAUGUGUACAACUGUGGAGGAUCUAUUGCCGGCUUCUUAUUACUCUUCCACAUUAAUUGGGAUUCAAGCUGACCAAAAGGUUUUGAGAAGUCUUAUAUCAACUUACUUGCCAGGUAUUGAUCAAGUUUUAAACGCACAUGACAUUGAACUCUCUCUUAUAACUAUGCACUGGUUUUUAACCUUGUAUGCAAAUGUAGUUAAUAUGAAGAUUUUGCUAAGAAUUUGGGAUUUGUUCUUCCUGGAUGGCUCUAUUGUUCUUUUCAAAGUUACUCUGGCAAUGUUGAAAAUCAAGGAGAACAGAUUCACGGAGAUUUCAAACUCUGCUCAGAUAUUUAAUGCACUAUCUGAUAUUCCUGGUGAAAUAGAUGAUGUUGACCUCUUGAUAAAAACUAUUGAUGAAGUUUGUGGUGACACUUUAAGCCCCACCUUGAUAGAAACACAUAGAAGAAGACAUUUAGCAUAUCUAAUGGCUGAUCAAGGUGCAUUAGUGGGAAACCCUGGAGCUGUGCCUAAUCUUCCCAAGCAGCAGCUGCAAAGGAGACAAAUAAAAAGAAGCAAAUCAGUUAUUCAAACAAUACUAUUUGGAGAAGACAGUAACAAUGAUGAUUCAGUGUCUAAAAAUGUAAAACAAACAGAAAUUUUAGUGGAUCUCAGAGAAGCCAUAUUACAAGUAGCUCGCCACUUCUUAGCUCUGGAGCCACAACUAGCUUCGGAAGUGCAGUUAACAGCAGACUAUACCAUGCAAAGUCAUGCAGCUGAUAGAGAAAGAUAUGUCAACGUGUCCAGGAGCAAAAGGCGACGUGCCAAAGCUCUUCUAGACUUCGAGAGAAGAGAUGGAGAUGAGUUGGGUUUCCGAAAAAAUGAUGUCAUUGAAGUGAUCAGCUCCAGGGAUGAACACUGUUGGAUUGGGGAACUAAAUGGUUUAAGAGGAUGGUUCCCAGCAAGAUUCGUCAAGUUACUUGAUGAGAAAGGAGUUAAAUAUAGCAGAGCUGGAGAUGAUUCAGUCACAGAAAAGGCUGCACACCUGGUUAGAGGUGUUUUAGCGCCUGCUUUCAAGAGAGUCCUUUUGCAUGGAAUUAAAAAACCUAGCUUUCUUGAUGGGCCUUGCCAUCCCUGGUUAUUCAUUGAAGAGGCUUCAUCUCGAGAAGUUGAAAAGGACUUCAAUUCAGUAUACAGUCGCCUAGUUCUGUGUAAGACAUAUCGUUUGGAUGAAGAUGGAAAAGUUCUGACACCUGAAGAACUGCUCUAUAGAUGUGUUCAAGCUAUUAACUUAUCCCAUGACAAUGCCCACGCCCAAAUGGAUGUAAAAUUGCGUACUCUCAUAUGUAUGGGUUUGAAUGAGGAAGCCUUACAUUUGUGGCUUGAAGUUCUAUGUUCAUGUGUUGAUGUUGUACAGAAGUGGUAUCACCCUUGGUCCUUUAUAAACUCUCCAGGGUGGGUUCAGAUUAAGUGUGAAUUAAGAAUACUUUCUCAGUUUGGCUUCAAUUUGAAUCCAGAGUGGGAAUUGCCUGUGAAGAAAGACACCCAAAAUCAACCAUUGAAAGAAGGAGUCAGAGAUAUGUUGGUAAAACAUCACUUAUUCUCAUGGGAUCUGUAAAUUUCAUAUAAAAUAAUUCACAAUAUUUUCCAAAUUCUAUUAGCUUAAGUGUAACUUACAACAUGUAUUAAAAAUUGUAUAUAUUUAUUUAUUAAAUGUACUUAACUAAUGUGUUGCAAUUUAAUUAAGAGAUCAUGCAUUGUUAUUUUAAAAAAAUGCUUUAUUGAAAUGUAUGUGCAAUUUCAUUUGUUAAUGCUAAAUAAAUAUUCCGCAGUUA
Ostrinia nubilalis (European corn borer) is the source of this 2738-nucleotide messenger RNA. Its product is annotated as small G protein signaling modulator 3 homolog. Gene Ontology annotation, molecular function: protein binding. The record is from RefSeq and is a predicted model, not a curated record. The transcript has a single exon. The coding region runs from base 125 to 2521 and encodes 798 amino acids. Lineage: Eukaryota; Metazoa; Arthropoda; Insecta; Lepidoptera; Crambidae.